UUGGAGUUGUUUUUUUUUUAAGAACAUUCGACUUAUAAGUGUGGUAUGUUAAUAAAUAAAACUCACGUAGAAUGAGCGCAAAUGAUACCAUUGUCAAGGACAUCACGUCCCUAUCAAAGAACACACUGAUUGAACAGUAUCAAUAUUUGGCCGAUAACUAUAAAUCACUGAAACGGACUCACGAAGAAGAACUUCAAGCUAGCUAUGAGCUGCGUCGAAAUUACCAGACCGCCUCGGAAUCUGUUGCUUAUAUGACCGCUGAGCUAGAAUCGAUUGAUUCCGUGCACAAGGCAGAACUAGCCAAACUAAAGGAAAAAUACGUUCAAACAUUGACGACAUUGAAGGAUUCAAAUGCAGACCUUAAACAGCAAAAUUCCGCUUUAGAAACCACUAUUGACGAAAUACAAAAGCAAUGCGAUUUGUUAAAAGAGCGUGUUCAAGAACUGGAACAAGCUGAAGCUGGGGUAGAGUCGGUUAGAGAAAAUGAAACAAUUUCGUCGGAAAAAGAAAUUUUAGAACGGGAAAAUGAAGAGUUGAAAGCUUUGAUUUCCGAUCAACAAGAAAAACUUGACACAUUGAUGUUGCAGUUGGUAAAUGUAGAGAGUCGAUUUGAGAAUAUGAAUGAAAAGUUAGCUUGCCUAGAGGAUAACUUGACUGCUAAACGACAAGAGCUGGAUGAGGCUCGAAUCGUACUGGAAUCAACGCAGGAAGAAAAUAUGCAGUUGAAUUCAGAGCUAGCGGCUUUGCGGAGUGCACCUGACGACCCUAAUAAGAAAGGUAAUUCCUUGUUUGCCGAAGUGCACGACCAGCGACAAAAGCUUAUCGAGAAACUUGAAUCGCAACGAAAGCACUACCAAGAGAUGAAGAAACAGCUCUCGGAAAGUCAAAUCCAAAUUCGUCGGCUGACGCGUGAAAAUCGGGAACUCUGCGGCGAGAUACAGGAUUGCAGCCAAAUGUUUUUUCGUUCGGACCAAACCUUCCGCGUUGAAUCCAGCAAGCAGAUAAAUUCGUUGCGCGAAGAAAAUCAGCGGCUACACGAUCAGAUAGCUUCUGCCAACCGGCGACUGCUGGACAGGACCGCCGACUCGCAGUGGGUGGAUUCGUUUGUAUCCUUCUACAAAAAUGAACACUCAACACUAAAAGCACAACUGUUUCAGCUCCAGAUGGCUAAACGAACUGUAGAUGAAAUUUGUUGGGAUGCUCAGUGCGAUCUAGCAAAGUGGCGUUUCGAGGCACUGAAGUCGCGCUAUAUAAUUAGUAAUCGCGAAUCACUUCUGGAAGAACAUAACGUCGUCUUUCCCUCGUUCAAUGCAUUACACAUUCACAUCGAUGAUCAAAUAGUUGCAAACGCUAAGCCCAACGUCGGUUGGGCUGUUGAGAACACACAAAAGCUGAGGCAAAACGAUCAAUAUUUAGGAGAGCUGGAUUUGUUAUCUGACCUCGAACCAAAACUUCCCACCUUAAAAAGCUCCAUCACUUCACAGCCAGUGAUCAUGCAGGCUCCGCCUCCUCCUCCGCUCUCGAUUGCAAAUGAUGUUAAACCGUCGAUAAAAGAGGAACCAUUGACACCUUUAGCCACACCAUUUGUUACACCCGUUCAAUCCCCAAAGUCGUUGAAAAAGGAGACAUCUGCAUUGUCAGACUCGAAACAACGCACCGAGGAGAAAAGUAACAGCGCGCUUAAAUACCGGGAUAUUGUAUUCAUUCCAAAGAAUGCUCCUCUAUCUGAUAGUCUGAAGAAGAAAAAUGUCGAGCUGUUUACGGAAAAGGUAACAACUGGCUGCCAGCAAAUCAAAUUGAGUAAAGAAAUGCCGGCAGAUCUCGAGAAAGAAAAUGUUGCAAAUUCGAAAGAAGACGAUAAAUCACGGAACGCGCCUCAAACCAAAGCCUACGGGUUCGUCUCGGAAAAACGAACGAAAAACAAUAUCGUUAUCAGAAGGUUCAAGUUUCCCAAUAGGAUCGCUUCGACUUCGACUCAGAAGGAAUAACGUCAUGCGCGGUGUAGUGAUUAUUGCGGGCAAUAUUUAUAGAUUAUUUUAAGACACGUUUUUGUAUAAUGCGAAAAAGAUUGUUAGUCUUGUGUUCGUAUCUAUGUAUAUUUCAAAAUACUUUACAUCGAGCCUUUCGUUAAUUAUAAU
Molecule: messenger RNA, 2138 nt
Organism: Sabethes cyaneus
Lineage: Eukaryota; Metazoa; Arthropoda; Insecta; Diptera; Culicidae
Gene: Spindly
Product: protein Spindly
Exons: 4
Coding region: 72-1988 (638 amino acids)
Biological process (GO): cytoskeleton-dependent intracellular transport; cytoplasmic microtubule organization
Cellular component (GO): cytoplasm; centrosome
Molecular function (GO): microtubule binding; dynein light intermediate chain binding
Source: RefSeq, a predicted model, not a curated record